AUGCGUCUCCCAUGGUUGGCUUUGUGCCUGGCUGUCGCCACCGCGACCCCAAUCAAGUCUCACCAACUCCGCCUUCCUUUCGUUCCUUCACCCGACGACCUCGAAACCGGCGUCAAAUCACUUCUGUCCCUCGACUGGACCAUCAAAGAUGGCAGCCUUUAUGCCAACAACGACCAAGUCUACCCCCCAUCAAUAACAAUGCAACUCACCGCACCGCUCUACAAAGCAUCCCACCCAACCCAGAGUGAAAAGUCCGUGGAAUUAUCCUACACAAUCGACAGUCGUCCCCUCGCCGCAAAUAAAGUCGGCUCGGUAGCGGGCAUUGUUCGUGUUCGCGUGGAACUCCUCGAUCUACAUGGCAACCUUGUCUCCCCCGACGCUGCCGUCGUCGAUCUUGUCAAUUACCAAGAUGGUUCUCACCACAUUACGCGCAUCCGUGUAAAGCCUGCGCGCGGCGGUUUCCAGGCCGAUCACUUUGCGCAGAAGAGUCGGCCGUGGGUUGUCAAGUACUGGAAGACGCAUGUCGGGUCCUUCUUUGAGGCGAAGACUUCUGUUGCCAUUAGUGAGAAUGCGAAUGAUGCGCACUCGACUGAAUCGGAGGAUCACAGUGAGAUCAAGGAUGUCUCUGUCGACUCCGACUCCCACUCCAGCGUCAACUCCAAGGAGUCCAACUCGCCUUUCUCUAUUUCUUCUUUCUGGGCUGCGCCUACUUCCCCUCAUCGCUCUGGUCACCGUCGUCCGGGCCACCAUCACCGUCCAAAGAAUGCUUUCAUGCGCAUUGUCCGUCCAAUUAUCUGGCCUGCUGUUCUGGGGGCAGUCGCCGGUCUCGCGGCUUGCCUGUUCGGCUUCUUCGUCGGAUCGCUUCUCAUGUCUUUCUCUGCUCGUGUCGGGUGGAGGACCUCUCCUCGUUACUCGCAGGAUAUCUCUCUUGAAGAGGGUAGUCCUUCUGAAAAGUCGCCCAUGGUCCCUCGGAUCCAUCUGACCGUCCCCGAGUCAGAUGUAUGA
This is a messenger RNA of Penicillium antarcticum, 1005 nucleotides long. RefSeq lists its product as uncharacterized. The transcript is spliced from 2 exons. Lineage: Eukaryota; Fungi; Ascomycota; Eurotiomycetes; Eurotiales; Aspergillaceae. The record is from RefSeq and is a predicted model, not a curated record. The coding region runs from base 1 to 1005 and encodes 334 amino acids.